AUCGACUCUAGAUGCAACAAAUCGGAAAAUCAUGGAGCUGAAGUAGGUGUGCUAGGGAGGACAUUCCUUGACUCAUCCGUAUUUUUGGUUGAGGCCGCUGCUGACUACUGUUGGGCAAUGGCUGAAAUCGGAGAGCUCCCCUUGGAGACCACUAGCCCAGUCCCGCUUCUUGAAGAACUAAAAUUUCACUCUCUGAAAUAA
Nezara viridula (southern green stink bug) is the source of this 201-nucleotide messenger RNA. The record is from the annotation of a GenBank genome assembly. NCBI's taxonomy places the organism in Eukaryota, Metazoa, Arthropoda, Insecta, Hemiptera, Pentatomidae.